ACCACCAUCCCGGGCGUCUUUUGAAACAAAUGAACGACGAGCUGCUGGUUUUGAACCGAGCCACCGCAAUUUUGGAAUGGCAAAGCGCGACGAGACCAUCGUCGCAGGUUUCAAGUCUGAACGCUGGGAUGUCACGGUUCAAAACCACCUGGCGAAACACCUGGUGUUCCAUGAUGGAAAACCUUGGGAGAAAGCCGGAUGUUCUUGGUUUCUCCGAGAAGAGGAUGAUUCGUCUACUCUGCAGGGGGCCGAAAUACACACCAUAUCAAGCCAGAGCAUUGACCAGCAUUUUCGAAAAGCUCUCAUCCAGCUACGCCAACGCUCUGGUCUGCAGAAACGAGGAAUACAACGAGCGGAAAUGUUAUCACGGAGAACCUGAACUCGAGAGGCUCGCUGCUACCUCAAGAAACGAAAGUGAACUUCGAUGGGCUUGGGUUUCCUGGAGGAACGAAAUGAGCAAAGUAAAAGGACUCUUCACCACCUCGGUCGCUCUGCAGAACCAGGGAGCCUGGAAUAACGGAUACCUCGAUAUUGGCGAGUGCUGGCGCGAGGAGUUGGAAAUUCCGGAUUUGGAGAACGUGGUGGAGGAUUUGUACGGGCAAAUAGAACCACUCUACGAGCUGCUCCACGCGGUUGCCAGGUUUCGAUUGGCUCAAAAAUACCCGGACAUCGUUGAUCCUCGAGGACCGAUACCAGCGCAUCUGCUAGGGAACAUGUGGGCUCAAAACUGGGAAUCUCUCGUUGAUAUUAUUUGGCCAAGUGCCAAAGACAACGGUGGCCUUACGGACGCUCUGAAGAGAAAGAAUGUCACUGUUACGGAGAUGGUGAAGCUUGCCGAGGACUUUUACGUAUCAAUGGGCCUCCCGCAGCUGACUUCCUCGUUUUGGGAGAACUCUGUUUUCGAGAGAGGAAACAGAUCGGAAAUAGCCUGUCACGGUACUGCCGCUAACAUGUAUCAAGACAAUGAUUAUAGAAUACUCAUCUGUGCUGAAGUUAACACCGAAGACUUUUACGUAAUUCAUCAUGAACUCGGCCACAUAUACUAUUAUAUGGCUUAUAAAGACCAGCCCGCUAUAUUUAUGGAUGGAGCCAAUUCAGCAUUUCACGAGGCAAUUGGCGAUGCCGUGAUGUACGGUGUCAUGACUCCGCAACAUUUGCACAGGCUUGGACUCAUUUCCGACUCGACUCCGGACGAUGAUUUGCCGUUUCUUUUAAAACAAGCUCUAUCCAAGGUGCCGCAGCUUCCGCACGGCCUAGUCAUUGAUAAAUGGCGAUGGAAAGUAUUCAGUGGUGAAAUAAAAUCGUCUGAGUACAACGAGGCUUGGUGGGCGAUAACGAGACGGUAUCAGGGAAUCGAGCCGCCUUCACCUCGCUCGGAUUUCUUUUUCGAUCCCGCAGCAAAGUUUCACGUUACCGACAACACACCCUACGUUAGAUAUUUUCUCGGCUACAUAUUGCAAGUGCAAAUUUUCAAAGGCAUGUGCGAGGCUGCGGUCACGGGUAAAGUUGGCGAUCCGAAUUUUGAUAUUCCUUUACACAGAUGCGAUAUUUACGGAUCAAAGAACGCUGGGAACAAGUUGAAACAUCUUAUGGAGCUCGGAAGCAGCGUGAAUUGGAAAUAUCCGCUCUACUUAGCGACUGGUGCUAAAAACUAUCGAGUCGAACCGUUUCUGGAAUACUAUGAACCAAUAUAUAGAUGGUUGAAGCUUCAAGUGAAAUAUUACGACAUUCCCGUUGGUUGGGAUAAAGCUAUUAACAAUGUGGCAUAGGUAACGGUAAUUCGAUUGACCAGUAAAGACAGGUAUAAUGCAAUUCGAAAAAGUAAUAACAUCAUAUACAGUUUGACACAGUGUCGUUAAUGAUGGUCAAAGCGAUAAUAAUCGUUAUUAUGACAAAGUGGGAUUAAAAUUUACAGUGACACAGUCAUAGAGUAGUUUAUAAAAUGAUAACUAUUAUAG
Diprion similis is the source of this 1958-nucleotide messenger RNA. RefSeq names its product angiotensin-converting enzyme-like. The transcript is spliced from 10 exons. Lineage: Eukaryota; Metazoa; Arthropoda; Insecta; Hymenoptera; Diprionidae. The record is from RefSeq and is a predicted model, not a curated record. The coding region runs from base 30 to 1769 and encodes 579 amino acids. Gene Ontology annotation, biological process: proteolysis. Gene Ontology annotation, molecular function: peptidyl-dipeptidase activity; metallopeptidase activity. Gene Ontology annotation, cellular component: plasma membrane.